This is a messenger RNA of Schistosoma curassoni, 4328 nucleotides long. The record is from the annotation of a GenBank genome assembly. NCBI's taxonomy places the organism in Eukaryota, Metazoa, Platyhelminthes, Trematoda, Strigeidida, Schistosomatidae.
GGAAAACAAUUUAUAGAUUAUGGACGGAAAAGAAAAAUUAAAGGAAAUUAUUAAGUGAAUUAAACAUGAAGAAAUGUUAUUCAUGUUAAAAUUAUCAAUAAUACAUACAUACUCUGUUUGUUUGUUUGUUUGUUUGUAAUAUUUCUCAUUUUUCAUGAAGUUACUACUUAUGCAAAUCUUAUUUAAAUGAUUAUAUUAUGGAUUUCAUAUUGGAUAAAUUUUAACAAAAUAUAUAUCCAGUAUUUCAUAGAACAUAACUUUACAAUAUAAUAGUAAUGUUGCUUAAAACAAUAUAUACAGUCUGAUGAUGUACGAUGGAGCAAAUUUUUAAUGAUUGAAUGUAUAAUGGGAAUAUAUUUAUGAAUAUGGACCAAUCUAUGUAAAUAUUUGUAUAAAUACUUGGUUAACAGAUAAAAUGAAAUCUGUUCUAUCAGAAUGUGGUAUACAAUCACAUAUAUCAGAUAAAACUGUAGAUUCAAACAAUCCUUCGGAAGCUGAGGAUUAUGAUAGAUUUGAAUAUAAUUAUGGAUGGGCACGGAGUAGAAAAUUUCUAAAACAGCUGGUUAAAGACAAUAUUGAUUUGUCUCUAGUGGAAUAUGAAAUAUUACGGCAUACGAAAAAUAAAAGGCCAAAAACGUGGAAACAGUAUUUCCUAGUUUGCCUUCGGAGUAAUAUUCUACAAGUAUUAAUGUCUUUAUUAGUAUUACUUGAUGCUGGAAUUGUAAUCAGUGAAAUAGUUUUGGAAAUACAAUCACUUCAAACGUACAAAAGUAAUUUUCGCACACAGCUUGAAGAAUUUCGUGAUAUUAUAUGCACUGUUAUGUAUAGAACUGCACCUGAAAUGGAACUUCCUUUUCAAUGUUAUUCAGAUGAACGGGAACUGCAUUUCAGAAAAUCUAGUAAUAAACUAAAUUUCACAUAUUAUAACAAAGUUAUGCAAAAUCAAACUUCUCCAGUUGAACAUGCGAGUCAAGUAAAAAUCUAUACUGAAGAAUCAAAUUUUACAAAUCCAAGUCCUAGAAUACAGAACACACAUCAUUUUCAUCUCAACAAUCACCUCGAGAAAGAUGAUGAAUUAUUGAUGGAUAUGUGUAGCUUCCUUUCUCACUGGUACCAAAAGUACGAACCAUCUAUAAAAUGUUUUUUGAGUAGUGAGAUGAAUAAUAUCAUUCGGCGUAUAUUUUCAAAUUUAAUGCCAAACAAUGUCACACUAAAUUUAACUGAAACAAAUAAUCAUGCAACUAUCUAUGUAAAUGAUAAACCAAGAAUUUUUCAAUCAGGAAGUCAAACAGAUUUACAUACUAUAAUCCCAUUUUUGUUUUCUACUAUAAAUAGUACUAAUUUUUAUGAACAUACAAAUGGAAAUGAAUUAAUUUCUCAUGAUGAUAAUGUACAUAAUGAAGGAUUUUGUGGAGAUUCAUACUUAAAAAGACGUCAGCUCGGCGCAAGAGCAAUGCAUGAAGCUUCAGAAAUUUUGCAUUAUUUAAGCAUUGCUAUCACAGCCUUAUUCUUUUUGUGUGUAAUAUUGAAAUUAAUUUGUAUUGGGAAGGAGUUUUUUCGAGAUACAAAUGAAUACUUUGAUGGAGCAAUUAUAGUAGCCUCUCUAGCUUCCGAUGUACUGUAUGUUCGUUAUGUAUCCGAAACUGCAGCUGCAAUGGUUGUUUUAUUGUUAUGGCGGAUUAUUCGAAUUAUAAAUGCCCUUAUGAUGCACAAGAAACAACAAUAUGAAUUUCGAAUAGCAAUGCAAAAGCGUUCCAGAAGAAUUUUAGGAAGAAAAAUGGAAGUUAUACGUACAGAAAAAGAAAUGCAAGAUAAACAUAUACUUGCUCUAGAAAACUUACUCAAAGAAAUGGGAGUUUCAAGUGAUACCAUACGCAAAUGCAAGCCAUUAUAUAAAAAAUGUACAAAAGAACAAACAAACAAUGCCUUAAAAUCUAUUGCAGCAUUAACUACAGGUUUUAUGGGUGGUCUUGUUGGUGCACCUUCACAUGUUCAAGAUGUUAUAUCAAAGUAUGGUAAUAGUAAAUUUUCUAGUACACAAAAUUUUACACAAUCAACAUUACAACAGUCAGGAUCUCUAAAUGUAUUAUCUAAAUAUCAACGUCAAUCGGUACCAAGGUUAGUACAUAUUCAACUUCCUGGAAAUAAACGUUUGCAUAACCAACAAAUGUGUAACAAUUAUGAAAAAAGUACAAACUAUUCUUAUGGCGAUCGCGACCAUAUUUCUGAUGAAAUAAAACCUCCUAGCAUCAUACAGGCUACAGAUGAAGAUAAUUCAGACUUUGACAAACUUUUUAAAAGACCACGUGCAUUCAGCUUGAAUCCACAAGAACACUGGAGUUCACUUCAAGAAAAACAAUUUCAGUCAUUAUUAUUACAAAGUGAGUCUACGACAAAAUUAACCAAAGGUCUUCAAACAAUGAAGUAUCUCAAUGAUGCAGACAUUCUGUGUGAGAAAGCAGAGAAGUCAUCGACGUCGAUAUUUUUAAGGCAUACAUCAGAUGAUACAUUGAAUGAAACCAUAUCAAAUUAUUACUUUGCUAAUACUUCUAAAGGUCAUCACCACUUUUUAAGAACAUUACCAAAUAUAUUUAAAAAAGCUUUGAAUAUAAACAAGCACAAAACAAAUAUCCUAGAAGAAGAAGGUGAAAUAAAUGAACAAGAUGAACAUAAUAAACUAGUUGAUCAAAAACAAAGAAGAAACUAUUUAUUACAUGGAAAAGAGAAUUUUGAAAGAACCAUUAAUUCAUAUCCUCAUUCACAAACUACAUCAACGGUACAAGAAAUAUUAGAAAAUGAUGAACUGUCACCAGUAUGUAAUUUAAAUGAAUCAAAUGAGUUUAUGGAUUCUCAAACAGAUAUUAUGUUUAUGAAAGAUAGUAAAAUUAGUAGUAAUACAAAUAAAGAUUACUUGGUUUCAUCAAAUGUUGUACAGAAUAAUGAUAAACAUUUAAGUCAACUUACUAAUAAUGAUCAUAUUAAUGAUACUAAUACUAAAAUAUCCAUAAAGUCUGUUCAUAAUACAAAUAAUAAUGUACAUAAUGUAUAUAAUGAAUUAGCUAUUAAUAGAAAAGAAUCUGAUGAACAAAUAUGGAUACUUCAACCAGGUUAUAUAUGGUGUCAAAAUGAAAAUCAAGCGAAGUUAUCUACUAAGAAAAGAAAAUAUUCUGCAACAAAGUCUCCGCCAAAAGAAAAAUCCCGAACAAUGAAAAUAAAGCAGGUAUUUUCUCGUGAUAAAGCAUCGAACAAAAUCUCAAAGGCAUUAUCAUUAAAACCCCAGUCGACAAAUUCAUAAUUUUACCUUUUUCUUUUCUCUUCAAAUUGCAAUGGAUUCAAUACAUUAGAAAAAUAAACUUAUUGAAUCAUUUUAUUGGUUUCCCUAUUUUCUUUGUUUAUUUUACUUGUAUUUUAGUGCGACUGUGUUGUUUUUUCUCAAGAAGUAUGAUACUAAACGUAACUUUUUUCUAGUACUUACAUCGACUGUGUUUCUUGUUUAAAAUUUAUUCAGUUGUACUAUAUUACUGACACAUCAUUGUAAAUUCACAGAAAUACAUAGAUGGGAUGUUUGAAGGAAACAUGUACUGAAUACUAAAGAUUUUACAAAUGUAAGUGAUGUCUUUAAUAUUCUAAUAGAACAACUGCUGAUAACAACAUUACAGUUCAUGCUAAUAUUCGAACAAUUUUUUAAUGGAUAGAUAUCGUAUACUUUUUUAAUUAACUACAAUCAUUCUGGAAGAAUGUGAAAGAAUUGAAACACAAAAUCAUAAACAGGAAUGUUUGACAAGUGGAAUACAUCCAGAAGAGAGUAAUUAAGGGAAAAUGUGAAACAAUGUAGUCUAGACUUGUAUAUUUGUGAAUAUUGGUAUUUAAUCAUUAUAUGGAUCAAAGCAAACAAUUACAUUUUAUUCUGUUGGCUGUGAAUAGAUAGAAAUUCUAUUUUUCUUCCCUCAACCUUAAUUAUAAACAUACUCAUGACGCCUUAUUUAAACGAGAAUUCGAAGAGUGAAAUUCAGAAUUUAUCUUCAAGAGGGAAUUCCAUUUGUCAACAUGGUGGUACCAGAUCGAAAAAUGAGAAAAGUGAACUUCUCCCUAUAAAUGUUGCUCAUCAUUCAGAAAUUCUAGAAUACAUCGAUCUAUUUGAUCACUCAGCCACUUUUUUCUCCUGUUUUUUUAUGAAAAUUUUUAUUGUAAAAAAACAAUAUUCCCAUUUUGCUAAUGAAAUGAACAAAUCAUUUUCCACUGAUAAAUAAAUUCUUAACCGUAUGAAUAAACUGACUUGUAUUUCACCCUUUUUGAAAUGCUUUACCAAUGAAAUGAUUUAAAUAUAG